GUGAGGCUGGAGACAGAGGCCAGGAGAAAGCCGUGCGGAGGUGGUCGUGGUUCAGGAAACGUUUAAUCUGCAGCCCUGGUGGUGGAGACCCUGCUGCCCCGAGCACGAUGGUGGCUUGUGCAGCUUGCACCGUGUAGCUGCACCAUGAACGGGACAGGGGAACAGAGCCAGGUGGAAAAAACCCUACAACCUGCAGUUGAUGCAAAAUGAGCGUCCCUGACUACAUGCAGUGUGCCGAGGAUCACCAGACUCUCCUGGUCGUGGUUCAGCCGGUCGGCAUCGUACCCGAAGAGAGCUUUUUUAGGAUCUACAAGCGAAUUUCAGCAGUGAGUCAAGUUAAUGUGCGCGACUCGCAGCGCGUGUUGUAUAUCCGUUAUAGGCACCAUUAUCCCCCCGAGAACAACGAAUGGGGGGAUUUUCAGACACACCGGAAAGUUGUGGGCUUGAUAACUAUCACAGACUGUUCUUCUGCAAAGGACUGGCCUCAGACUUUUGAAAAAUUCCAUCUUCAAAAGGAAAUGUACGGUUCCACGCUCUAUGAUUCCCGCUUGUUUGUCUUUGGCCUUCAAGGAGAGAUUGCAGAGCAGCCCCGCACGGAUGUGGCGUUUUAUCCCAGUUAUGAUGAAUGUGAAACCGUGGAGAAGAGAAUAGAAGAUUUUAUCGAAUCCCUCUUCAUUGUGCUGGAGUCUAAGCGGCUUGACAGAGCCACUGAUAAGUCUGGAGACAAGAUCCCGCUCCUCUGUGUUCCCUUUGAGAAGAAGGAUUUUGUAGGUCUGGACACAGACAGUAGACACUACAAGAAGCGUUGCCAAGGCCGGAUGCGGAAGCACGUUGGUGACCUGUGUUUACAAGCUGGGAUGUUACAGGAUUCCUUGGUGCACUACCACAUGGCGGUGGAGCUGCUGCGGUCUGUAAAUGAUUUUCUGUGGCUCGGAGCUGCCCUCGAGGGGUUAUGUUCAGCAUCAGUCAUCUAUCAUUACCCUGGUGGUACUGGAGGUAAAGUUGGAUCUCGUAGGGCACAAGGAGGUUCUCUUUCUGCUGAGGCAGGCAACAGGCACAGACCAGGUGCGCUGACUUCAAAUGGUAUAAAUGCAGAUACCAGUGCUGAAAUCGGACGUGCCAAGAAUUGCCUGAGCCCUGAAGACAUCAUAGAUAAAUAUAAAGAGGCCAUCUCUUACUAUGGCAAGUACAAGAAUGCUGGUGUGAUUGAACUGGAGGCCUGCGUGAAGGCAGUGAGAGUCCUUGCAAUACAGAAAAGGAGCAUGGAAGCCUCUGAAUUCCUUCAGAAUGCAGUUUAUAUCAAUCUCCGUCAGCUUUCAGAAGAAGAAAAAAUCCAGCGUUACAGCAUUCUUUCCGAGCUGUACGAACGUAUUGGUUUUCACCGCAAAUCUGCUUUUUUCAAGCGUAUAGCAGCAAUGCAGUGCGCUGCCCCGAGCAUCCCAGAGCCUGGGUGGAGGGCGUGCUACAAACUGCUUUUGGAAACUCUCCCUGGCUAUAGCUUAUCACUGGAUCCUAAAGAUUUCAGCAAAGGAACUCAUCGAGGAUGGGCUGCAGUACAGAUGCGUUUGCUUCAUGAACUCGUGUAUGCCUCCAGAAGAAUGGGCAAUCCUGCUCUGUCUGUCAGGCAUCUGUCCUUCCUUCUCCAGACCAUGCUGGAUUUUCUUUCUGAUCAAGAAAAGAAGGAUGUCACGCAGAGCUUGGAAAGCUACACAGCAAAGUGCCCUGGCACAAUGGAAUUCAUCACUCUGCCAGAUGGUUUGAAGUUACCUCCUGUUCCGUUCACCAAAUUGCCUAUUGUGAGAUCUGUGAAGCUCUUGAACCUCCCCACCAGUCUCCGACCUCACAAAAUGAAAAGUCUGCUGGGUCAGAAUGUGUCAACCAAAAGCCCCUUCAUAUAUUCUCCAAUUAUUGCUCACAAUCGUGGGGAAGAACGAACUAAGAAAAUAGACUUCCAGUGGGUCCAGGGAGAUGUAUGUGAAGUUCAGUUGAUGGUGUACAACCCUAUGCCUUUUGAGCUCCGAGUAGAAAACAUGGGUCUCUUGACUACAGGAGUAGAAUUUGAAUCUCUUCCUGCAGCCCUUUCUCUACCUGCGGAGUCUGGUCUCUAUCCGGUAACUCUUGUUGGUGUUCCUCAAACCACUGGACAGAUCACUGUCAAUGGUUACCAUACGUCAGUUUUUGGAGUCUUCAGUGAUUGCCUUCUGGACAAUCUGCCAGGAGUGAAGACCAAUGGCUGUACUGUUGAAGUCAUUCCAGCUUUGCCAAGGCUACAGAUCAGUACCUCCCUUCCGAGGUCUGCUCAUACACUUCAGCCUUCUUCAGGGGAUGAAAUCUCCACGAAUGUAUCUGUCCAGCUUUACAAUGGAGAGACGCAACAGCUGAUCAUUAAGUUAGAAAACAUUGGAACGGAACCACUGGAGACACUGGAGGUCACAUCGAAAACAGUGAACACUAAGGAGAAGCUGUAUGGUGACUUCUUGAGUUGGAAGCUAGAAGAUACUCUCUCCCAGUUUCCUCUAAAACCUGGGAAGAUUGCAACUUUUACUGUAAACAUCAAAGUGAAGCUGGACUUUUCAUGCCAAGAAAACCUUCUGCAAGAUCUCAAUGACGAUGGAAUCAGUGUCAGCGGACUUCCACUUUCCAGUCCUUUUCGGCAGGUUGUCAAACCAAGAGUAGAGGCUAAACCUGUUAAUCCACAAGAAAGCAGCAAAGCUGGUGACUUCAGUCAUGUGAAGACACUGGAAGCCAUUUUGAAUUUUAAAUACUCUGGUGGACCAGGACACGUUGAAGGCUAUUACAGGAACCUUUCACUGGGUCUUCAUGUAGAAGUAGAGCCGUCUGUUUUCUUCACACGUGUCAGUACCCUUCCAGCAACAAGCACCCGGCAGUGCCAUCUACUUCUGGACGUCUUCAAUUCUACAGAGCACGAGUUGACCAUUAGUGCUAGGAACAAUGAAGAUUUAAUUCUGCAUGCCGGGGAAUGUCAGCGUAUGGCUAUCCAAGUUGACAAGUUCAAUUUUGAGAGCUUCCCAGAAUCCCCUGCUGAUGGGACACAGUUUGCGAACGAAAAGCAGCUGGAAGAAGAAAGACAACAGGCAAAAGGUCUGGAGAUUAACAGCAAGCUGGAUAUUUGCUGGAAAAUUCCUUCCUUGAAGCGUGAAGGAGAAGCAAGUGUGGAAGGCGUUCUCAAUCAACUGGUCCUGGAGCAUCUACAGCUAGCUCCUCUCCAGUGGGAUAUCCUUGUCGACGGCAAGCUUUGUGACUGUGAUGUCGUGGUGGACUGCCAAGUGGGCGACCCCGUCCCGCUGGAGGUGAAGCUGACCAACUGGAGCAAGCACAGCGUGGGGCCCUUCGCUCUCACCGUGACGCCCUACCAGGAUUACCAAAAUGGGGUGCACAACUAUGAGCUGCAAGAUGCUAUCACUUUUGUGGGAUCCAACACCUUCUACAUUGAUUCUGUGAAGACGACCAAAGACUCUGUGUACUUUGGAGCACUUCUUUUCCUCUACACAGGCGAUUUCUAUCUGAAUAUCAAAUUCCAUGAAGACAACUGCAGCAGGGAGCUGCCUCUCUCCUGGUUCUGCCUUCCUAGUGUCCACAUCCGUGCUAUGGAGCCUGUGGCUGGAACUAAGCUGUAAAUGCACUGUGCGCUAUUUGAUUAACAACAGUGCACAAAAAUGCUUGGCACAUCCUCUGCUUGACCCCAGCUUGUUUCUGUCCAACCCCAGGCCACAGUCCCUACUUUGGAGGAACAGCUGAAUGCUCUCUGAAUUGGCUGAUAGUCAUUUGGGCAGCUGCUUUAGCUAAUUUCAGAGAGAGAGACAGAUUAUAACUAUGCUCGAGCUUUCCUCUGUUUCCAAAAAACCUUUGAAACUGCUAAUAUAUGCAUCAUACUUUCAUACACCCCAUUGAUACCAGUGGAUUUGAAAGGGACUUGAGGGCUGAAUUUAAGGGGGCUGAACUUAACCACGCGUUUGAAGGCCUCAACUCCAACUUGAAUAGUCUCUUUUUAGCAUUUCAACACAAGUUGAAAUUUCUGAAUGAAAUUCCUCCUGGCUUAGGCUGGACCUGUGGCAUGUAGCCUUGAGGUGUAGGUUCUCUGUUAGAAUUGUUCCCAGGCUUGGUCUUUUUCACUUGUUUGCUUAGUAUUUGGUGUCUUUGGUGGUAAAUAGCAAUAGAGAUGCUUUUUCUCGUGUUACUGAAAGUAAGAAUAGCAAACGUGCCUCCAGUUAUUCUGUUCCUCCCGAGUCCAGUGCCACAUGCUCCUGGUAGGGUCACGCUGCUUUUACUUUGGUAGAUCUGUGAACAAACGAAAAAAGGCAAUGAAAAGCUUAAAGAGUUUUGUCCUUGAGAAAGGAAAUAAGUCAACUUCUGGGUUGCCUGUGGCUUGCCUGUGAAUUUGGGCUUUCGUAGUUCUCUUUAAUACAAUCACAACCGAUUGAAAUGUUUGCAGACACUUAAAGAGCCACCAGAAUUAAUCAGCUGGCCAUUAUUAUCCCUUUGCAUCAGUUUUUGCAAGCUCUUCUCAUCAGGUUUUUCAUGCUAAUAGACUGGGUUUGAUUAUGUGGUUGUUUUGUUCUUUUCUCUCUUUUUUUUUUUUUUUGUUUCUUUAUUUUUUUGAUUUGUUUUGUUGGAAUGAGUAAGCUUAAUUAUUAGGCAAUUAAGAGCAUGGAAUUCCCGACCAUAAAAUACCUGAUGAACAUAUUGGAAAUUUAAUCUGUUGUCUUUCAGAAUUUAUUUUUUUUUGCAUAAAGAAACCUGAAUCUACCCCAUGUAGCGCAGGGAGAUGUCUGACAUGUAUGAUUAAUACAGGUUUCAAACCUGUCUGAAUCUUUUCUUAAAUUUACAUCCUGUAGCUCUUCAGGUUCAUGGUAGAAUAAUUUCAGGGAUGAAUAUGCCAAAAUGCAGUAGGGGCACUCACGUUAGCUCUAUAUGUGUUAAACCUACAUGCACAACCUCUUUGCAGAUUUUUUUUGUGUAGGCUUCAUCCAAAAGUGGACGCACUUGCCCUGGUCCAUCCUGCUCAUGCUGUGGAGCAGUAGAUUGGAUAGCCACUCGUUCUGGCUCUCUGCACUGUGCUCAUUUGUACUUUUAGAUGUGACUGGUGUUUUCCUUAGGAACGUGACACUGCUCAAAACUCAGUCCAUUGCAUGUUUGGAAAUUACUGUAAUGUAUUCAUCCUACAUAUGUUAUUUUUAAAUUUAGGAGACCUAUAGCUAUUGCAUGAUAACUGUAUUUCCAGCACAUCCAGGGUAUUAUCUCUAAAACCGUAUUGUGGUAAUGCUAUCAGUGUUUGUUCUGGGGCUGUGUCUCUGUACACAGCUUCCACACAGAGUGGAAGUCUUCAGACGUAACGUGAUGGAAAUCUGAGACCGACUGAAGAUUUACUUGCAGUGAUGUACUGCUCUGCCAGCUGCCAGCACACAAUGUCCACUAACAAAACUGCUCCUUUGAUUGCACAGUGGCUCUGGGCCAGAGGCACCCUUGGAAAGAGGGGCAAAAGCAGCCAAGCUGGGCAUGUUUUUUGUGUCAUUGGAGGCCGGUUCUGUGCUAUAAGGCUGAAUUCUCUGUCACUAGAUAGACAUAUACACAGAAAAAUAAGAUCCCAGGAGAGCAGGAAUUAAACCAGUUAAUCUUCUCCAUAAAAGCUUGCUUUUGACAUGUGUCUCUGUACUGUGUUACACAACACUGUUGCAGCAAAAUCCAAAUUGGGUUUUAUUCAGUAUUCCCAGCAGGUAAUCUGCAGAUGCGAGGCAUAUAGCUAAGGCUUUGUAGGGACCACACUGCAUCUGAAACAAAACUAUUGUGAAGCAGAAGCUGUUGUAGUGAGGAUCCUUCAGCUUACCUGGCUACGGGAUCAUUUCCUAGUAUGUGUUUGAGCGUAUUCUCUGAGAACAGAGGGAAUAGUUCCUGUGAAGCCUAUGCUGAGGUGCAACGCUGCCCUUCACUUACAAAGGGGGGUGAUUCCUAGCCUGCUGAAGCUGCUGGAAUGGGAACAGGUUUUAUUAUAGCAAAAGAUGGCUGCAUAUUUCCUAGGUUUCCAAUAUGCCAUUAUAAAUCUGCCAUAUGUGCUCAUAAAUAUGAGUUUUAUGUGUGAGCUGACCCUUAAUGGUCUAUCUGUUCAUUAUACAGUAUACCACUCUGUCCCUUGUCAACUUUGAUACUUAGUUGCUUUUGGCAUUUAUGAUACCUUUCCCAAUUUUCUUACACUUCUACUUGUCUUGGAGAGAGAGAUGGAACACAAGAAAUUCUUCCUUCUGGGGAUCAUUUGUGACAUGUCCAGAAGGAGAAUGUUUAAGUGUCAGUGUAAUUUGGCAAAGGGGGAGGGGACAGCACUUGAAAUGAGAAUACUGCAUCACUUUUGGUUUUCUUUUUAAUGGAAGCUUUCACUGGUAUUGCUGUCAGCUUUGGUCCUUGCAAUGGCUUGAAUAAAGGAUGAUACUUUUCUGAUCUGCUCUCCUUUUCUGGAACUGAAAACUUGUUUUUCUCUUUCCAAACCACCCAGCUAUUAUUUUGAACAUGAAGAGCCAAACUGUGCGUUGUUACACAGCUGUAAAUCUGAUAUGAUCCUACUUGGUUGAAUUAAAUCAUUCCUAAUUUAAAUCACCGUUGCUGAGAGCAGAAGUUGGUCCAAUAUAUGUAUGCAUUGAAGAAACAUAAGUUGUGUAAAUUUAACUAUCUGAAUAAAUACUUAUUCUGUGUUAUUUAC
This is a messenger RNA of Cygnus atratus (black swan), 6709 nucleotides long. RefSeq names its product trafficking protein particle complex subunit 9 (gene TRAPPC9). Gene Ontology annotation, cellular component: trans-Golgi network. Lineage: Eukaryota; Metazoa; Chordata; Aves; Anseriformes; Anatidae. Bases 207 to 3638 code for a protein of 1143 amino acids. The transcript is spliced from 22 exons. The record is from RefSeq and is a predicted model, not a curated record.